This is a messenger RNA of Pygocentrus nattereri (red-bellied piranha), 665 nucleotides long. It is a transcript of the gene mgst3a, whose product is annotated as microsomal glutathione S-transferase 3a. Lineage: Eukaryota; Metazoa; Chordata; Actinopteri; Characiformes; Serrasalmidae. The record is from RefSeq and is a predicted model, not a curated record. Gene Ontology annotation, cellular component: endoplasmic reticulum; nuclear envelope; membrane. Gene Ontology annotation, molecular function: glutathione peroxidase activity; glutathione transferase activity. The transcript has 6 exons. The coding region runs from base 178 to 639 and encodes 153 amino acids.
CUGUCCAUCUCCAGUUUGACCGGAUUGGUCUUCACUGCAGCUGAAGCUCCGCCCCUUCGGGCUAAACCAACACAGCCGUGAGCGCGGAAACAUCUACAGCGGGGUUUCGUUCCAACACGGACAAAGUUAUCUAGCAUCUACGUCCUCUCUGCUCUGCCCCGGCUGACUGUACUGAGCAUGGCGGUGUUCUCUAAAGAGUAUGGCUAUGUGGUGCUCACUGGAGCAGCUACCUUCAUCCUCAUGGGCCAUCUGUCUUUCUCUGUGGUCAAGGCACGCAUCAAAUACAAUGUACAGUAUCCGAGAAUGUACAGUGAUGACCCAGAGACCGGCCAUAUCUUCAACUGCAUCCAGAGAGCUCAUCAGAACACUAAUGAAAUCUUGCCUCUCUUCCUGUUCUUCUUGUGUGCUGGAGGCAUACACCAUCCUCGUCUGGCCAGCAGCUUGGGAAUGGUUUGGAUCGUUAGCAGAGUAGUGUAUGCACAUGGGUACUCCUCUGGAGUGCCUGAUAAGAGGAAGCGUGGCAACUUUGGGAUUGUGGCUUUGCUGGGUCUAUUUUGCUGUACUGUAGACACUGGCAGAACCAUGCUUGGGUGCAAGGGCUUACCCAAGUGGCCAAGAGGGUUUUUUAAAACUGCCUAAAUAAAGCAAGCAGAUAUUACUGUGCA